Pelagomonas calceolata is the source of this 1790-nucleotide messenger RNA. The record is from the annotation of a GenBank genome assembly. Lineage: Eukaryota; Pelagophyceae; Pelagomonadales; Pelagomonadaceae.
AGGUCUCGUGCCGCAACGAAAACGCCAGACACGACUCUAGGAGGCCGUUGGAACGAUUUUUUCAAAGGCCUGCGCGACGCUGCGCUGUCCUGCGACGCACAGCACGCGCUGGGGCCGCCGCAGCCGGAUCCAAUCGAACCACUUUAAAAAACAGGCCAAACAAAAGCCAUGCCGGGACGCGCUAGGAGUAAUAGCUUCAAGGUCUGCGCCGCCCUGCUGGCCGGCGGCGCGAAGGCGCUCGUCGCGCCGCAGCAGCCGCGUUCAAAAGCCACCGCAUUACGUGCGGCGAUGAGCGAACCCGAGGAAAGCCCAGAAGCAUGUAGAGCCAGAGCCCUAACGGAAGAAUACGCCGAGACCAAGACGAGCGACGACGCCGUCUUCGCGGAGCUCUGGGAGCGCGUCUCCAAGUCUAGGAGUGACGCCGUCCGGCAGGACCGAUUAACCGCCUCAAACUGGAGGAGGGGCGCCCACGACCGAUUAGCUGCCGUGGAGCUCGAGGACACGCGGGUCUGCCAAACUAGAUUAUCUGGACGGACAGUGGCCUUCGGCACGGCGGCCGGCAUCGUCGUGUUAGUAGACCUCGAGGCCGGGACCGUCUUAGACGGCUUCGACGCGCAUACGGAUGAGAUCACGGCCCUGGAGUGGGCCGGGUCGGAAAAGCUCAUCUCCGGAGGCGCGGACGGCGCGGUAGUCGUCUACAGCCCGUCGCGGUGCGGCGAAUCGUCGUUGUUUGAAUUAGUAGAAGUUGAUGAUUUUGAGGACGACUUCGACGAAGACGAGGAGGACGCUGGAGUACUAGAUUCUUUAUAUGAUGCCCUGGACGCGCUGCAAGACGGCCACGACGCCGACGCCGACGCGGCGCUCGCACGGGCGGCGCUCUUCGGCGGCGACUACUACCCCGUCCCAAAAGAUGAUAGGAUCAUCAUCGAGCACCAGCGGGACCGGGCGGACGUCGCCGACGUACUUGGGGAGAUGACCGAGGCGCCCGAAUCGGACGGCGAGCCCGACGUUGUACUAAGGGGCCAUUCGGCGCGGGUGACCGGAGUCCGCGCUUUGGACGCGAAAGCGUCAAAAGUACUAUCAGCUUCCUUGGACCGGCGGGUGCUGCUCUGGGACGUCGAGCAGGGCGACUGUCGAGAGGUCGCGGUCGCGCCGUCGGCCAUCUGCUGCCUCGCGGUGGCGGACGGCGUCGCGGUCGUAGGGUUGUUGGACGGUUCCGUGGAGGGCUACGACCUCGAGGAUGGCUCUAGGGUUUUCAGGCUAGAGGACGCGCACGAGGGCGCCGUCCGCAGCGUCCACUUCGGCGACGAUGGCGCUUCGCCGCUCGACGACACCGACGCCGGGCCGCGCGGACGGUUGCUGUGCACGGGCGGCGCCGACGGCGUCGUCAAGUGCUACACCAUGCGCGGUGGCGCCGACGGUGAGCCUUUGCAACCACAGAAGGCCGAUGGCUGCCCCCUCGAAGCUGAGGACGUGCCGAUUCACUUUCGCGGGAGGCGUUCCGGAGCCCACGCGCUCCGGGGCCACGCCGGCGCCGUCGUCGCGGUGCAGGCCGACGACACCAAAUUGGUCUCGGCGUCCAUCGACGGGUCGGUCCGGUGCUGGGACCUGCGGACGGGCGCGCAGCUGUUUGCGCUCGACGGCCACUCGCGGCACAUCACGUCCUUGCACUUCGAAGGACCUUUGUUGGUGAGCGAUGGGACUGGAGGGAAUGUGGUGGUGCAUGACUUCUCGGGCAAGGUGCGGAGUUGACCCUUCGUAGCCAUUUGAUUAUAAGCUGUGUUCAUACU